AUGGACUUUUGUCCUGCUGGGUCAACUGAUUUGAGUGAGGCUGAAGAGGCUGAAAUAGAGACAAUCAGGCAGCACAGACAGGAGCUUUUGGAGGACAUUAAGAAGCUAAAGCAAGAGAUUGCUGAAGUGUUUGCAGAGAUUGAGUGCUUCCAAAAUGCAAAGGAGAUGAAAGAGGCAGAAAAUAAUCCUGGAGAGCAGACCAGCAAAAUAGUCGAGAGGGAUAAAGUUCUGUCCCUGGGAAGGAAAAAAUUCAACAUGGACCCUGCAAAGGGAAUCCAGUACCUGAUUGAGCACCAGGUAUUGUCCUCAGACCUACAGGAGAUAGCCAAAUUCCUUCACAAGGGUGAAGGCUUGAACAAGACAGCCAUUGGGGAUUUCCUGGGUGGAAGGGACCCUACAAACAUCCAGAUCCUCCAAGCCUUUGUGGCAUGUCAUCAGUUUGCCAACCUCAACCUGGUGCAGGCACUGAGACAGUUCCUCUGGAGCUUCCGGCUGCCUGGGGAAGCGCAGAAGAUCGACCGGAUGAUGGAGGCCUUUGCCAGCUGGUACUGCAAGUGUAACCCAGGAGUAUUCCACUCCACAGAUACCUGUUAUAUACUCUCCUUCUCUAUCAUCAUGCUUAACACCAGCUUACACAACCCCAAUGUGAAAGACAAACCCCCCUUUGAAAGGUUUGUAUCCAUCAACAGAGGCAUUGACAACGGAGGGGACUUGCCAGAAGAGCUCUUGAAGAAUCUGUUUGAGAGCAUCAAGAACGAACCAUUCUCUAUACCAGAGGAUGAUGGCAAUGACCUCACACAUACUUUCUUCAACCCUAACCGUGAGGGCUGGCUUCUGAAACUAGGAGGACGUGUGAAAACCUGGAAACGCCGUUGGUUCAUUCUGACUGACAACUGCCUCUAUUACUUCGAAUAUACCACGGACAAAGAGCCUCUGGGCAUUAUCCCCCUGGAGAACCUGUCAGUCCGGAAGGUGGAUGAUCCCAAAAAGCCAAACUGCUUUGAGCUCUUCAACCCCAACUGUAAAGGGCAGAAGAUCAAAGCCUGCAAAACAGAUGGAGAUGGGAAGGUGGUUGAAGGCAAGCAUCAGUCCUACAAGAUUUCAGCAUCUACACCAGCAGAACGUGAUGAAUGGAUUGAGGCAAUAAGGACCAGUAUCACACAGGAUCCUUUCUAUGAUCUGGUCUCUGCCCGUAAGAAAAAGAUUGCCAGCAAAAAUUGA
Molecule: messenger RNA, 1221 nt
Organism: Indicator indicator
Lineage: Eukaryota; Metazoa; Chordata; Aves; Piciformes; Indicatoridae
Gene: CYTH4
Product: cytohesin 4
Exons: 13
Coding region: 1-1221 (406 amino acids)
Biological process (GO): regulation of ARF protein signal transduction
Molecular function (GO): guanyl-nucleotide exchange factor activity
Source: RefSeq, a predicted model, not a curated record